AUGAGAGGGGCAAACCAGUCGAGUGUCUCUGAGUUCCUCCUCCUGGGUCUCUCCAGGCAGCCCCAGCAGCAGCAGCUCCUCUUCGUGCUCUUCCUGAGCAUGUACCUGGCCACGGUCCUCGGAAACCUGCUCAUCCUCCUGGCCAUCAGCAUGGACUCCCGCCUGCACAUCCCCAUGUACUUCUUCCUCUGCAGCCUGUCCUUCGUGGAUGUGUGCUUCUCCUCCACCACUGUCCCUAAGAUGCUGGCCGACCACAUAUUCGGGAGCCAGACCAUCUCCUUCUCUGGGUGUCUCAUGCAGAUGUAUUUUGUUUUCAUGUUCGUGGACAUGGACAAUUUCCUCCUGGCUGUGAUGGCCUAUGACCGCUUUGUUGCCAUAUGCCACCCCUUACACUACUCAGCAAAGAUGACCCACCAGCUCUGUGCCCUGCUGGUCACUGGGUCGUGGGUCAUUUCCAACCUGAAUGUCCUGUUGCAUACCCUGCUGAUGGCUCAACUCUCAUUCUGUGCAGACAAUGCCAUCCCCCACUUCUUCUGUGAUGUGACCGUCCUCCUGAAACUCUCCUGCUCUGACACACACCUCAAUGAAAUGAUGAUUCUGACUGAGGGUGCCCUGAUCAUGAUCAUCCCAUUUGUUUGUAUCCUGGUAUCAUAUAUACACAUCACCUGUGCUGUCCUGAGAGUCCCAUCCACAAAGGCAAGAUGGAAAGCCUUCUCCACCUGUGGCUCCCACCUGGCUGUGGUUUCCCUCUUCUAUGGCACCAUCAUUGCUGUGUAUUUCAACCCUUCAUCCUCACACUCAUCUGAGAAGGACACCACAGCUACUGUGAUGUACACGGUGGUGACUCCCAUGCUGAACCCUUUUAUCUACAGCCUGAGGAACAGGGACUUGAAAAGGGCUCUUGGAAGAGUGGGAUACAAAUCAACAUUUGCUAUUCCUUCUGCUGGGACCAACCCCCCCCCCCACUUUCUUCUCUCGCUAGCAAUCCUCUUUCACACCUUCAAGAGCCAAGCCAAGUGCCACCUCUUCCUCCAUUAG
Molecule: messenger RNA, 1038 nt
Organism: Hippopotamus amphibius kiboko
Lineage: Eukaryota; Metazoa; Chordata; Mammalia; Artiodactyla; Hippopotamidae
Product: olfactory receptor 1F1-like
Exons: 2
Coding region: 1-1038 (345 amino acids)
Biological process (GO): G protein-coupled receptor signaling pathway
Cellular component (GO): membrane
Molecular function (GO): olfactory receptor activity; G protein-coupled receptor activity
Source: RefSeq, a predicted model, not a curated record